This is a messenger RNA of Anopheles aquasalis, 595 nucleotides long. RefSeq lists its product as uncharacterized. Gene Ontology annotation, biological process: tail-anchored membrane protein insertion into ER membrane; post-translational protein targeting to endoplasmic reticulum membrane. Gene Ontology annotation, molecular function: protein-folding chaperone binding. Lineage: Eukaryota; Metazoa; Arthropoda; Insecta; Diptera; Culicidae. The record is from RefSeq and is a predicted model, not a curated record. Gene Ontology annotation, cellular component: BAT3 complex.
CCAAAAUUCGCGGAACGAAAACAAUCGAAAACUAAACAGUGAUCGAGGCAAAUUCUGCCGUGGCCGUGUAAAAUGAAGCUUACGAUUAAAAUAUUAAAAGGCGAAGAAUACAUUGUUGAGACCACGCCAGACUCUACGAUACAACAGAUAAAGGAAGAAAUCGAGAAGAAAAGUACAAUCCCCGUCGAAUACCAGAAGCUGCUCCUCAUCGGAAAAGCACUAUCGGACGAAAAGACGGUCGCAUCGUACGGCAACAUUGCGGAUGGCACUAAACUAACACUCGUCGUUAAAAAACCGGACCCCCUGCGAGACGUGGUCUAUCGGCACUUUAAACGGUUCCUCCAGGAAGAGCAAUCGCAGCAACUGACGGCUAAAUUUAUGGAUGAUUUUGAACAAAAGUUGCGCCUACUUAGUCUCGACGAUUUAGAGAAAAUUGCUACAGAAAUGCUGGCGAAAAAGGGACAGAGCGUGUAACUCUUAGGUUUUUCCCAGCCGCAGUUGCAAUAAUUCCGUGUUUCCCCCCCUUAUUGAUUGCCUCUUUUUGUUCAUUGGCACACGUUACGAGUAAUAAAAAGGCCCACGAUGCAAAUGUGUA